AUGGCUCUAAAAUGGCAGCUGGUACAGGAUGGUGCAGUGUGUGGUUUUCGGGGUCUUGACCAUUUUAUCUCUUGGAAACGGAGCCUUGCCCUGUCAAACUCGGUUUUUCAAUGUGAACUUCUGGCCUUGCGUAAGGCUGUACGCUUGGCACUAUCAUUGACUCCUCAUACUUCAUCUAUUUUGACUGAUUCUUUAUCUAGCUUGCAUGCUCUCUUACAGUUUCAGAGUCGAAAUCCGCUGGUUCGAGACAUUCAACGGUUAUUACAAGCUUGUCCUGUCACUCAGAGGCCGUCCCUAGCUUGGAUACCGGCUCAUGUUGGUAUUGCAGGAAAUGAGGCGGCAGACCUGCUGGCUAAGGAAGCUGUUUGUAGCACUUCCAUUUCAUUUUCCUCUUCUUUCCCUUUUCCUUCUUCUCACCUUAAGCGGGUUUCUUUAGCUCUUCUUCAAGAACAUUGGCAACGCCGUUGGGAAAAUGGUUCAGUAGGUCGGCGUACCUUUUCAUUUAUUCCCAAGGUCUCUCUUGAAUUACUCUCUACUUCUUCUUCAACAACCUGGUUCUUAACGGGACAUGGCCCUUUUCCUCAAUACCUUUUUCGAUUUGGAUUUAGAGAUAACGAUCUGUGCACCUGUGGACAGGUAGGCGACCCAGAUCACUUUUUAUUUCACUGUCCGCAUACAUUAUUACGUUUACAUAUGCAGUUAACAGCGGAUUCUAAUCUUCCCCAUUUUGUAUCACAUCUUAAUGCACAUCCUUAUUUGGCAAAUCAAUUACAACUCGUAAUGCAAUAUUGCAGACAAAACUACGUUCAAUUCAUACAACAUUAA
This is a messenger RNA of Stegodyphus dumicola, 825 nucleotides long. RefSeq lists its product as uncharacterized. Lineage: Eukaryota; Metazoa; Arthropoda; Arachnida; Araneae; Eresidae. The record is from RefSeq and is a predicted model, not a curated record.